Messenger RNA from Aedes albopictus (Asian tiger mosquito), 2779 nucleotides. RefSeq names its product dnaJ homolog subfamily C member 2. Gene Ontology annotation, biological process: regulation of translational fidelity; 'de novo' cotranslational protein folding. Gene Ontology annotation, molecular function: Hsp70 protein binding; ribosome binding. Gene Ontology annotation, cellular component: cytosol. The coding region runs from base 464 to 2566 and encodes 700 amino acids. The transcript has 2 exons. The record is from RefSeq and is a predicted model, not a curated record. NCBI's taxonomy places the organism in Eukaryota, Metazoa, Arthropoda, Insecta, Diptera, Culicidae.
CGCGCGCGCUUUUGACAGAUUCCCCUCGCGUUUUUCGUUCCGAGCCCGCGAUUCUGACAGGCAGCUGAUUCAGAUUUUUUCGCUCUCGCGUUGGCAGCACGCCAAGAUCGUCGUCCAAAAUUUCGCAAGAAAAGCUGCUGCAACACAAAUUUCGCGGAUUUUCCGUUACGGUGUGAUCUUUUUCCGGUGAUAGUGCGUCCCGUGGUGUCCAGAUUGAGUGGUGUCGGUGAGGCACCGGCUAACGUAAAACCCGAUCCAUUCGUGGAGUACCAGAUUCGGUCGGAGCCCCCCCGAUGUUGACACGUGUUUGAGGUUAGAAUUCUCUUUCUUCUCUGGCUGUGGGAAGAGAACAUCAAAAAUCGUGCCAAAAGCAAAAGUGGUAGCAACAGGAGGCCCAAAGUUACAGCGUAAAAGGAGCGUUCGGGUGUUGUUACAUAAAUAGGGAGCCGAAGAAGCGCAGGAAAUGGCAACCGGGGAGAGGAUACUGACGGUCGCUCUGCGUACCAACUACGACAUACGCCGACAGGAGGUAGCCGACGAAAAGUGGGAAUGCUUGCUGUAUCUGCACGACACCAAGCCGAUCGAUCCGGAAUGUCCACCGACAAAGGCCGAAUUGGAAGCUGCCGGGCUGUUGCCGGCCCAGCAGGACCGCCAGAAGUCGCCGGAGGAGGAAACGAAGCAGCAGGAUCCGGAGGUGCUGUUCGACAAACUGUUCGAGCUCGAUAUCGACUAUCUGAAGAGCCUGGAUCCGAAGGAUUGGAAGAAUCAGGAUCACUACGCUGUGCUUGGGCUGAAGAAGAUGAGAUUCGAGGCUACAGAGGACGACAUCAAGCGCGCCUACCGUAAGAUUGUUCUCAAGCACCAUCCGGAUAAGCGAAAAGCUCUGGGCCAGGAGGUGAAGCAAGACGAGGAUUACUUCCACUGCAUUACGAUGGCCUACGAGACGCUGGGGACGCUGAAGAAUCGACGCGCCUUCGAUUCCGUCGAUCCGGAAUUUGACGAUGCGCUGCCAUCGCAGAACGAGGUCAAGAAGGACUUCUACAAAGCGUUGAGGAAUGUCUUCAAGCGCAAUUCUCGGUGGAGUGAAUCGAGAAAGCCGGUUCCGCAGCUCGGUGACGAGAAUACGGAACGGUCCAAGGUAGAGGAGUUCUAUGACUUUUGGUACAACUUUUCGAGCUGGAGAGAAUUCAGCUACUUGGACGAGGAAGACAAGGAAAAGGGACAGGACCGUGACGAGCGCCGUUGGAUCGAGAAGCAGAACAAGGCUAUCAGAUUGCAACGAAAGAAGGAAGAAUCUGCGAGAAUAAGGUCCUUGGUUGAUUUGGCUUAUAACAACGAUCCCCGUGUGGUCAAAUUCAAGAAGGAAGACAAGGACCGCAAGUUGGCGGCGAAGCGUGCAAAGCAGGACGCUUAUCAGGCACAGAAGGCAGAGGAGGAUCGGCUGGCUAAGGAGGCGGCUCUAGCAAAACAGAAGGCAGCAGAGGCAGAACAAAAACGCAUCGAGAACAUUCAAAUCGAGAAGGAGAAGAUGAAACGUGCCUUAAAGAAGGAACGAAAGACCCUUCGGGAUGCUGCCAAAGCCAAUGACUACUACACGAAAGACGACAAGGAACGCCUGAAGCAUUUGGAAGGCGUAGAGAAACUAUGUGAAUCUUUGAAACUGCUUGAGCUGCAAGAAUUCAACAAGGAACUCAGUUCCGGAGGCCGAAAUACCUUCGUCAAGGCUCUGGACGAGUUGGAAGCCAAGCUAGAAGAGGAACGACGUGCUCAAUCAUCUCAGAGUCAAUCUAUCCCUAACAAUGCCGGCCUCAAAGUGGUGAAUCGCAAAGCCCUGUGGAGUCACGACAAUGUCCAAUUGCUCAUCAAAGCGGUGAAUUUGUUCCCAGCUGGAACCAUCUCCCGUUGGGAUGUCAUCGCCAACUAUCUCAACCAGCACGGAACCAACUUGGGCGACAUGAAGUUCUACGCCAAGGACAUCCUGAACAAAGCCAAGGAACUGCAAAGCGGCGACUUUUCCAAGAGCGAUCUUAAAACGGUUGUCAACCAGCAAGCGUACGAGUCGUUUGAAAAGGGCAGGAAGGACUUGAAAAAGGUGGACAAACCUGACAUCAGCCACAAGGAUGACGACGAAGCCACACCGGCCAAAGUGAACGGAACUGCCGCGGAAGUAAAAAUGAACGGCGUACAUGAACCGUCAGAGGAAAAGGAAAACAUCAGCAAGCCACAGAAAGCCGCCAAAAAAGAGUCACAACAGCCACAGAAGGUGAAGGAACCUCAGGCAGCGGCAGCACCGACGACGCAUGCACCAGCGCAGACUCCAGCUCCGGCGGCAGCCCCCACUAAAGACGCCAAGAAGGACAAAAAGGAGAACAAAGUGUGGAGCAAGGAGGAACAAGCUCUGCUGGAGCAGGCCAUGAAGACUUACUCGACGUCGACGCCGGAUCGGUGGGACCGGAUAGCGGAGUGCAUUCCGAACCGAACGAAGAAGGACUGCCUGCGGCGAGUGAAGGAACUGGUCGACUUGGUCAACGCCAAGAAGGAAGCCCAGCAGGUCACCGGCAAGUGAGAUCGGUCGGUCGGUUGAACGGAAGCAACGCGAGAGCUACUAUCUGUUUAGUGCCGCCCCCCGCCCCAUUUGUCCUUCAUUCUUUGCGGUAGAAACAUACAAAUAUGUGACAUCUCUGCUACCUACUAUUAUCUUACGUUUUUUAGGUCUUGUAAAUAAUGUCUCUUAACACAUGGAAAAUUAUUAAAACAAGUGAUAGGAUAAACACUACAA